Molecule: messenger RNA, 6706 nt
Organism: Homo sapiens (human)
Lineage: Eukaryota; Metazoa; Chordata; Mammalia; Primates; Hominidae
Gene: FLT4
Product: fms related receptor tyrosine kinase 4
Exons: 31
Coding region: 625-4782 (1385 amino acids)
Biological process (GO): cell surface receptor protein tyrosine kinase signaling pathway; positive regulation of endothelial cell migration; regulation of blood vessel remodeling
Cellular component (GO): plasma membrane; nucleus; extracellular region
Molecular function (GO): protein kinase activity; vascular endothelial growth factor receptor activity; growth factor binding
Source: RefSeq, a predicted model, not a curated record
GUUUUCCGGUCACACUGAGGAGACAGGUCUGGGAGCAGGAAGAUGCGGGCAUUCAUUCCCGGAGGAGGAGCAGGGCGCCAGCCCUGGCCGGGCUGGACGGGGUAACAGCAGGCACACCCCCGGCCCUGUCUGAGGCCCGCACCACCCUAGCCCACGGCCAGGCCUGGGUAGAUCCAGGUGGUGAGUAGGGGAGGCCCGCCACGUGGCCGGCGAGGUCAGCAGGGGUUCAUGGGAAAGGACUUGUCGGCCACAGGAGAGGACAUCCUGCCUGCAUUUCCCUCUUCCUGCGGCAGGAGCUGGUGGCCCCGAUUUAGCAGCACUGGGGGGCCACCUCUGCGCCAGCUGGGUUGUCUGAUAACGCCGCUCGUCCUGCCGGCCAGCAAGCAGAGCCUUGACCCCACGGAAGCCGGGGAAACUGCCUGGCAUAGCUGGCUGCCCCACGGCGGCCGUGUGCUGGGAGCUUAGCAUCUGCUCAGGCCCCCUCCUCCUGGUCUCCACCCCCACGGGGCACUCAGGCAGCCCACGCUCCCCGCAGGUCCAGCCCUUCUCAACCUCAUCACCACUCCCUGUUUCCAGCAUCUUCCAGAAAUUUGUCUCCAUUCUGCCCCAAAGGGACUGCUGUAAAUGAGCCUUCAGGGCCCCCCCCAACUCACCCACAAGAUAAGCACCAGCUUCUUGGGCUCGUGGUACCGGCCCUUCCUGCUGGAGUCCCAGGCCAUCCCUAGCCCCGCGUCCACCCAGCCUCCACCCACUGCACACACCAGCCCCAGCACCAUGGCCUUUCGCCCACCCUGGACGUGCCCUUUGGGAGACUGCUGGGAACUCCGGGCAGACGGUGCUGCUCCAAGCGGAAGGGGCCUUCCGGGGCAGGUGAUGGCUUCGUUCCCGCUCACAGUGUGCCUCAGACUUUCAGGCCUGGUGAGUGGCUACUCCAUGACCCCCCCGACCUUGAACAUCACGGAGGAGUCACACGUCAUCGACACCGGUGACAGCCUGUCCAUCUCCUGCAGGGGACAGCACCCCCUCGAGUGGGCUUGGCCAGGAGCUCAGGAGGCGCCAGCCACCGGAGACAAGGACAGCGAGGACACGGGGGUGGUGCGAGACUGCGAGGGCACAGACGCCAGGCCCUACUGCAAGGUGUUGCUGCUGCACGAGGUACAUGCCAACGACACAGGCAGCUACGUCUGCUACUACAAGUACAUCAAGGCACGCAUCGAGGGCACCACGGCCGCCAGCUCCUACGUGUUCGUGAGAGACUUUGAGCAGCCAUUCAUCAACAAGCCUGACACGCUCUUGGUCAACAGGAAGGACGCCAUGUGGGUGCCCUGUCUGGUGUCCAUCCCCGGCCUCAAUGUCACGCUGCGCUCGCAAAGCUCGGUGCUGUGGCCAGACGGGCAGGAGGUGGUGUGGGAUGACCGGCGGGGCAUGCUCGUGUCCACGCCACUGCUGCACGAUGCCCUGUACCUGCAGUGCGAGACCACCUGGGGAGACCAGGACUUCCUUUCCAACCCCUUCCUGGUGCACAUCACAGGCAACGAGCUCUAUGACAUCCAGCUGUUGCCCAGGAAGUCGCUGGAGCUGCUGGUAGGGGAGAAGCUGGUCCUGAACUGCACCGUGUGGGCUGAGUUUAACUCAGGUGUCACCUUUGACUGGGACUACCCAGGGAAGCAGGCAGAGCGGGGUAAGUGGGUGCCCGAGCGACGCUCCCAGCAGACCCACACAGAACUCUCCAGCAUCCUGACCAUCCACAACGUCAGCCAGCACGACCUGGGCUCGUAUGUGUGCAAGGCCAACAACGGCAUCCAGCGAUUUCGGGAGAGCACCGAGGUCAUUGUGCAUGAAAAUCCCUUCAUCAGCGUCGAGUGGCUCAAAGGACCCAUCCUGGAGGCCACGGCAGGAGACGAGCUGGUGAAGCUGCCCGUGAAGCUGGCAGCGUACCCCCCGCCCGAGUUCCAGUGGUACAAGGAUGGAAAGGCACUGUCCGGGCGCCACAGUCCACAUGCCCUGGUGCUCAAGGAGGUGACAGAGGCCAGCACAGGCACCUACACCCUCGCCCUGUGGAACUCCGCUGCUGGCCUGAGGCGCAACAUCAGCCUGGAGCUGGUGGUGAAUGUGCCCCCCCAGAUACAUGAGAAGGAGGCCUCCUCCCCCAGCAUCUACUCGCGUCACAGCCGCCAGGCCCUCACCUGCACGGCCUACGGGGUGCCCCUGCCUCUCAGCAUCCAGUGGCACUGGCGGCCCUGGACACCCUGCAAGAUGUUUGCCCAGCGUAGUCUCCGGCGGCGGCAGCAGCAAGACCUCAUGCCACAGUGCCGUGACUGGAGGGCGGUGACCACGCAGGAUGCCGUGAACCCCAUCGAGAGCCUGGACACCUGGACCGAGUUUGUGGAGGGAAAGAAUAAGACUGUGAGCAAGCUGGUGAUCCAGAAUGCCAACGUGUCUGCCAUGUACAAGUGUGUGGUCUCCAACAAGGUGGGCCAGGAUGAGCGGCUCAUCUACUUCUAUGUGACCACCAUCCCCGACGGCUUCACCAUCGAAUCCAAGCCAUCCGAGGAGCUACUAGAGGGCCAGCCGGUGCUCCUGAGCUGCCAAGCCGACAGCUACAAGUACGAGCAUCUGCGCUGGUACCGCCUCAACCUGUCCACGCUGCACGAUGCGCACGGGAACCCGCUUCUGCUCGACUGCAAGAACGUGCAUCUGUUCGCCACCCCUCUGGCCGCCAGCCUGGAGGAGGUGGCACCUGGGGCGCGCCACGCCACGCUCAGCCUGAGUAUCCCCCGCGUCGCGCCCGAGCACGAGGGCCACUAUGUGUGCGAAGUGCAAGACCGGCGCAGCCAUGACAAGCACUGCCACAAGAAGUACCUGUCGGUGCAGGCCCUGGAAGCCCCUCGGCUCACGCAGAACUUGACCGACCUCCUGGUGAACGUGAGCGACUCGCUGGAGAUGCAGUGCUUGGUGGCCGGAGCGCACGCGCCCAGCAUCGUGUGGUACAAAGACGAGAGGCUGCUGGAGGAAAAGUCUGGAGUCGACUUGGCGGACUCCAACCAGAAGCUGAGCAUCCAGCGCGUGCGCGAGGAGGAUGCGGGACGCUAUCUGUGCAGCGUGUGCAACGCCAAGGGCUGCGUCAACUCCUCCGCCAGCGUGGCCGUGGAAGGCUCCGAGGAUAAGGGCAGCAUGGAGAUCGUGAUCCUUGUCGGUACCGGCGUCAUCGCUGUCUUCUUCUGGGUCCUCCUCCUCCUCAUCUUCUGUAACAUGAGGAGGCCGGCCCACGCAGACAUCAAGACGGGCUACCUGUCCAUCAUCAUGGACCCCGGGGAGGUGCCUCUGGAGGAGCAAUGCGAAUACCUGUCCUACGAUGCCAGCCAGUGGGAAUUCCCCCGAGAGCGGCUGCACCUGGGGAGAGUGCUCGGCUACGGCGCCUUCGGGAAGGUGGUGGAAGCCUCCGCUUUCGGCAUCCACAAGGGCAGCAGCUGUGACACCGUGGCCGUGAAAAUGCUGAAAGAGGGCGCCACGGCCAGCGAGCACCGCGCGCUGAUGUCGGAGCUCAAGAUCCUCAUUCACAUCGGCAACCACCUCAACGUGGUCAACCUCCUCGGGGCGUGCACCAAGCCGCAGGGCCCCCUCAUGGUGAUCGUGGAGUUCUGCAAGUACGGCAACCUCUCCAACUUCCUGCGCGCCAAGCGGGACGCCUUCAGCCCCUGCGCGGAGAAGUCUCCCGAGCAGCGCGGACGCUUCCGCGCCAUGGUGGAGCUCGCCAGGCUGGAUCGGAGGCGGCCGGGGAGCAGCGACAGGGUCCUCUUCGCGCGGUUCUCGAAGACCGAGGGCGGAGCGAGGCGGGCUUCUCCAGACCAAGAAGCUGAGGACCUGUGGCUGAGCCCGCUGACCAUGGAAGAUCUUGUCUGCUACAGCUUCCAGGUGGCCAGAGGGAUGGAGUUCCUGGCUUCCCGAAAGUGCAUCCACAGAGACCUGGCUGCUCGGAACAUUCUGCUGUCGGAAAGCGACGUGGUGAAGAUCUGUGACUUUGGCCUUGCCCGGGACAUCUACAAAGACCCCGACUACGUCCGCAAGGGCAGUGCCCGGCUGCCCCUGAAGUGGAUGGCCCCUGAAAGCAUCUUCGACAAGGUGUACACCACGCAGAGUGACGUGUGGUCCUUUGGGGUGCUUCUCUGGGAGAUCUUCUCUCUGGGGGCCUCCCCGUACCCUGGGGUGCAGAUCAAUGAGGAGUUCUGCCAGCGGCUGAGAGACGGCACAAGGAUGAGGGCCCCGGAGCUGGCCACUCCCGCCAUACGCCGCAUCAUGCUGAACUGCUGGUCCGGAGACCCCAAGGCGAGACCUGCAUUCUCGGAGCUGGUGGAGAUCCUGGGGGACCUGCUCCAGGGCAGGGGCCUGCAAGAGGAAGAGGAGGUCUGCAUGGCCCCGCGCAGCUCUCAGAGCUCAGAAGAGGGCAGCUUCUCGCAGGUGUCCACCAUGGCCCUACACAUCGCCCAGGCUGACGCUGAGGACAGCCCGCCAAGCCUGCAGCGCCACAGCCUGGCCGCCAGGUAUUACAACUGGGUGUCCUUUCCCGGGUGCCUGGCCAGAGGGGCUGAGACCCGUGGUUCCUCCAGGAUGAAGACAUUUGAGGAAUUCCCCAUGACCCCAACGACCUACAAAGGCUCUGUGGGGCAUGUGACCCUCACCCUGGGAUGGAAUGGACGCCUUGUUUCUGGCUCAGCUUCCCAGGGACAGGUGUUAGGACAACCAGACAGACAGUGGGAUGGUGCUGGCCUCGGAGGAGUUUGAGCAGAUAGAGAGCAGGCAUAGACAAGAAAGCGGCUUCAGCUGUAAAGGACCUGGCCAGAAUGUGGCUGUGACCAGGGCACACCCUGACUCCCAAGGGAGGCGGCGGCGGCCUGAGCGGGGGGCCCGAGGAGGCCAGGUGUUUUACAACAGCGAGUAUGGGGAGCUGUCGGAGCCAAGCGAGGAGGACCACUGCUCCCCGUCUGCCCGCGUGACUUUCUUCACAGACAACAGCUACUAAGCAGCAUCGGACAAGACCCCCAGCACUUGGGGGUUCAGGCCCGGCAGGGCGGGCAGAGGGCUGGAGGCCCAGGCUGGGAACUCAUCUGGUUGAACUCUGGUGGCACAGGAGUGUCCUCUUCCCUCUCUGCAGACUUCCCAGCUAGGAAGAGCAGGACUCCAGGCCCAAGGCUCCCGGAAUUCCGUCACCACGACUGGCCAGGGCCACGCUCCAGCUGCCCCGGCCCCUCCCCCUGAGAUUCAGAUGUCAUUUAGUUCAGCAUCCGCAGGUGCUGGUCCCGGGGCCAGCACUUCCAUGGGAAUGUCUCUUUGGCGACCUCCUUUCAUCACACUGGGUGGUGGCCUGGUCCCUGUUUUCCCACGAGGAAUCUGUGGGUCUGGGAGUCACACAGUGUUGGAGGUUAAGGCAUACGAGAGCAGAGGUCUCCCAAACGCCCUUUCCUCCUCAGGCACACAGCUACUCUCCCCACGAGGGCUGGCUGGCCUCACCCACCCCUGCACAGUUGAAGGGAGGGGCUGUGUUUCCAUCUCAAAGAAGGCAUUUGCAGGGUCCUCUUCUGGGCCUGACCAAACAGCCAACUAGCCCCUGGGGUGGCCACCAGUAUGACAGUAUUAUACGCUGGCAACACAGAGGCAGCCCGCACACCUGCGCCUGGGUGUUGAGAGCCAUCCUGCAAGUCUUUUUCAACAGAACUUCACAGACUGUUAGAGCUGCUGAGAAGAAUUUGCUUUCCGAAUUCAGCCUGGAAGGCGCCCAGGGACAGCUGUACUGAGUCUAGAUGACUCUGACCCCCGCCCCAGGUCAAGGCCAGCAGAGCAGUCAGUGCCUCUGGAGAAGGCCCUUGCUCUCCCACCUGGCCCAGACUCCGAGGAGCCUGGGUCUGGAGCUGCCGGUCUGGUUCUUCCCUUUAGAGCCCGGAUCUGCCACCUGCGGCCCCUCCCAAGCCGUGAACCAGCUCAUGAGAGAUGAACACUGUGGGAUCCACUCAGGAAGGCUCGGGGCUGGCACAAAGGACCACCCAGCAUUGCCCUGUGCCACCCAGCACUCAGUGGACAUUCUGGGGACCUGCCUUCAGCCUUUUCCUGCCCUGUGCCUGACAUCAGCACCCUGGCUGGUCAGAAUGCCGCCCUCCCAGAGGAGCAGCCGAGAGAUCCCCUGAAGGCUGGAGGCAUUCUGCUCAGGACCCCUAUCCCAGCUCACAGUGCCCAACCAUCUCACCAGGAGAAAGAGCCACAUCCCCACGUUAGGACCACGGAGACUGACCACCACCCUGACCCCCCAAACCCACGCACCAGACGCUUGCAGGACAGGCGCCGCGCAGCGGGCAGGGGCUUGCCCGGCCGACCCUCCCCUCCCCACCUCCCCCACUGCGCGUUACUCCAGGAUAUGCCGAGUGCACGUAUAAGGUCAUCUUCGUCGUCCCCGUGGACCUCCCCCUUCCUCUGCACGUCGUCCAACGUGGGACUGGCGUGUCAGGCUUCCCUGGGAGGAUCUGGAGGUUGUUCUCUGCAGAGAACCAGCCUGGCUCCUGGCGCGCACCUCUGCUCCCUUCUCCUCACUACCCACCCACGCAUGUACCGGGAAAAAAACUACUAUGCCCUUCUAGACCAUGUUCUGAGAAAAGAUCGAAAAUAUUUAACAAGAGAUAAUAAUAAAUCUGAUGCCGGUCUUUGUGUGUGUUGCGGA